Lipotes vexillifer (Yangtze River dolphin) is the source of this 723-nucleotide messenger RNA. It is a transcript of the gene PPP1R3G, whose product is annotated as protein phosphatase 1 regulatory subunit 3G. Gene Ontology annotation, biological process: regulation of glycogen biosynthetic process. Gene Ontology annotation, molecular function: protein phosphatase 1 binding; glycogen binding. The coding region runs from base 1 to 723 and encodes 240 amino acids. The transcript has 2 exons. NCBI's taxonomy places the organism in Eukaryota, Metazoa, Chordata, Mammalia, Artiodactyla, Lipotidae. Gene Ontology annotation, cellular component: protein phosphatase type 1 complex. The record is from RefSeq and is a predicted model, not a curated record.
AUGGAGCCCCCGGGGCCGCAGCUGCUAAGUUUGGAGGCGCCGGGACCUGCGCCUUUUGAAGACCCCCCGCCUGCCGAGGAGCCGCCCGCCCCGGGAGUCCUCUGCACCGAGGGUGGCGGGGACGGCGGCGGCACGUCAGCGGCCCCGAGCUCCGACGCCGAGGGCCCGUCCCCGCAGGAAGAGGCUGCCCCCUGGGAGCAGGAGGAGCUGCUGGAAAGCCGCCGCCGUCGCCGCUGCGGCGCGCGCUCCUUCUCUCUGCCCGCCGACCCGAUCCUGCAGGCGGCCAAAGUCCUGCAGCGGCGGCGGCCGCCUGGCCUGGAGCGCGUGCAGUGCUCGGCACCCUGGGGCGCGGAGGUGACCGGCUCCGGCCGGGUGCUGGGCUGCCCGGGGCCGCGCGUCGUGGCCGUGCGCUACACCUUCACCGAAUGGCGCUCCUUCCUGGACCUGCCGGCUGAGCUGCGGCCCGAGCCAGGGAAGUCUCCGCCGCCAGAGGCGCCGUCGGGGGGGCCGGGGGAGGCCGAGGAGGAGCCGAGCGCCGAGCGCUUCCACUUCGCGCUGUGCCUGCCCCCGGGCCUGCAGCCCAAGGAGGGGGAGGACGCGGACGCUCCGGACGUCGCCGUCCACUUCGCCGUCUGCUACCGCUGCGCCCAGGGCGAGUACUGGGACAACAACUCGGGGGCCAACUACACGCUGCGCUACGUGCGCCCUGCCGACGCGCGCUGA